Lolium rigidum is the source of this 945-nucleotide messenger RNA. RefSeq names its product dihydrofolate reductase-like. The coding region runs from base 34 to 777 and encodes 247 amino acids. The record is from RefSeq and is a predicted model, not a curated record. NCBI's taxonomy places the organism in Eukaryota, Viridiplantae, Streptophyta, Magnoliopsida, Poales, Poaceae. The transcript is spliced from 6 exons.
CUUACGUGCUGUGUGCUUGGAAGAGUAGAACCCAUGGAGCAGGAGAAGAAAUACAAGGUGCUCUGCCUGCACGGCUUCCGGACAAGUGGGAGCUUCUUGAAGAAGCAGAUCAGCAAAUGGCACCCUUCCAUCUUCGAGCAAUUCGACAUGGUCUUCCCUGAUGGUAUCUACCCAGCUGGAGGGAAAUCAGAUAUAGAGGGUAUAUUCCCCCCACCGUACUUUGAGUGGUUUCAGUUCAACAAGGAAUUCACCGAAUACACAAAUCUGGAUGAGUGCAUUUCAUAUCUGUGCGAUUACAUGGUGAAGAAUGGACCAUUCGAUGGCCUGCUCGGAUUCUCCCAGGGUGCAACGCUUGCAGCCCUUUUGAUAGGCUACCAAGCACAGUGCAAGGUGCUGAAUGAUCACCCACCAAUUCAGUUCAUGGUGUCAGUAUCUGGGAGCAAGUUCAGGGACCCAAGCAUUUGCGAUGUGGCCUACAAGGCCCCGAUCAAGGUGAAAUCUGUCCAUUUCAUUGGAGAGAAGGACUGGCUGAAAAUACCUUCCGAGGAGCUGGCUGCUGCCUUUGAUGACCCUCUCAUCAUAAGGCAUCCCCAGGGUCACACUGUUCCCAGACUUGACGAGGCAUCCGUGAAGCAGCUUUCUGAGUGGAGCUCCAGCAUCCUGGAAGACCUCAAGAGCUCAGAUGCUCCUCAGGUCUUGGAGUCGGUGAAUCCAUCCGAUAAGGACAACGUUUGUGUGGAGACAGGAGAAAACCUGAUGGAACAAGUGGCAGCUUGAAGCAGUAGCCAGUAGCUGAACUAUGCUGGUUGAGUGGUGGUGGUGUCUGAAGCAUUGUUGUUUGAUAGCGUUAUGCAGCAUACGUGAUGGAACUUGUUCACCCAUAUAUGUCGUGACUUAGCGAGUAUUGUCUCACUAAGAUAAGAGAAUAAAUCAGUCUUGUCUGAA